Sphaerodactylus townsendi is the source of this 6828-nucleotide messenger RNA. RefSeq names its product proline rich 33 (gene PRR33). The record is from RefSeq and is a predicted model, not a curated record. NCBI's taxonomy places the organism in Eukaryota, Metazoa, Chordata, Lepidosauria, Squamata, Sphaerodactylidae. The transcript has 3 exons. The coding region runs from base 448 to 1953 and encodes 501 amino acids.
AUUUAAAGAGGGAUGAUCAGUGCACAAGAACUGGAGCCUCUCAGACAACCAAGGGGCCUUCGCUACCAAGGACACGGAGCGCCGCCAAGGAGACGCGACUUGGUUUUCACUGCUCUAAAACCUCUGUGUUGCGUCCUCUUUGCAGUUUGUUUCCCCCACCCGGCUUCCCCCCACCCCAAAAUCCCUUGGCCAAGGAUUCGUUGCAGCGUCGCCCCAUGCCAUCCAGAGGGGUCGACACCUGUGCGCAAGCAGCCUGUGAGAACAGAGGAGGCCUAAAGUCAGGAGCGGUGGGGCAGGUUUUAUUUUGGGCAGGAAGCAGCCUCCCCCUCCCUCCCUAGGAUGGGAAGAGUCCAGACAAGGAUGCGCCGACAGGAUUUUAAACACGCGGAGCAGCGAGCAGCGAGCUGCAGCCUUUAACCAGCCAGCAGCAUUCGCCAGGGGGUUAAAAUGCUGAUUACCGUAACACCACCCCAUGAGCCACCAUCUCUUCAUCCACAAGCACCACCCCCUCCUAUUCUACCGAAACCUGGAAAAGACAAUCUUAAGCUUCAGAGACUCUUGAAAAAAGCAGCAAAGAAGAAAGCAACUUUAUCAGCGCAACAAACCACAGCAUUCCGAUCCAGUCUGUCCCCUGUGAGUGAAGCCAGCCCUGACUUAGAGCGCCCCAAUGAAUGUGCCUCCCCUCUAAAGCCUACAGAAACUGCAACACAUCUCACCAUCAACCUCCCACCUCGAUUUUCCAUCAAACCUGUUUUCCACCAUGUUUCUUCUCCCUUUCCCAAAGGAAAGCCCUUUACAUUCAGUGCCACAGAGCAGAGAAGCCUUUCAGAGCAUCUCAAAGUCACUUCCUCCCCUGCCCCAUCACCACUCCAGAGACCGAGCACUGCUGAGCCCUCAUGGCCACUCAGAGAACAGCCACAGCCAGAGGCACACAUGCAGUGGUCCCCUCCAAGUGCUCUGGAAUUCUCUGUUCAUCCUGUACCUGUGGUGGAGUCUCCAGCAGUGGUUGCUCACAUUGCUGAAACUCACACUUCCAUUCAUAGUAUGCAGCCACCGAGCCCCCUAUUACAACCAUCACCUAAAUAUCUCAUUAGUGAAGACAGGCCCCCACCUCUUCAUCCGCAAGCACACCAAGAAUAUCCACCACUAGGUCAAAUACCAGAAGCGGACUUCUCAAGGCAGGCAAGACCAAUCACUCCUAAGUUUGAAACUGCUUCUACCCCUGAACCUCCUACUAGAACAAAAGUUGCAAUACUACAUGUUCCCCAACACCAAAUUGCAGUUGUAUCCCCAGCUCCUCAAGACAGUAGACCUGUGGCACCAGGAAGUGACAAAGGCCCUGAACCACACAAAGAGACACAGAGAGAUGCAAUUCCCAUUGGAUCUCAAAAGCAUAUCAUACCAGAGACAGUUAUGUCUGCUCCAUCAACAGUCAGCACUCAAGUUCUCUUGCCAGAAGCUAGGCGUGAACAGAGUCUACCACCACCAGUUACUUCCCAAGGUACAUUACCAAAGCCUAAGCCAGCAUUGGCAUCCAGAAGUAAGCUUAGUGGGUGGUCUCGCCUUAAGAAGCAUUUGAUAAUAGAAUCUGAAGAGCCCCAGUUUCCAGUUGAAGAACCCAAGCCUGAAGAGGAGAUAGCGAGAACACAGAGUCCUCAAGUUGACACUGGUCAGGACAAGAGGAUAACCAAGUCAAGAGCCAUCAAGAUGUGGGAUGCCAUCUUACAUCAGAUGAUGACCAGCAAAGCAAAAAAGCAACAAGCAGAUGAAAAGGAAAUCAGGAGAGCUGGAACAUUCCCAUUUCGGCGUCGCUUACCCCUUUUACUCCACAGGCCUCGCUUUGAUGCACGGAAGCUUAAAGAGCUGGCAUCCAAACCCAUGACAAAGAUUACUACUCUGUUUGAGGUACGCCGAAUCCAGUGCAAAGCACCUGAGGAAUUGCCAUUGCGUUAACAGGAUUGCAUCUGGGUGGAAUCUAAAGGAUGAACCCCUUCUCCAAGUUUUCUUUUGAAAGAUCUAAGAUAACCACAAGAUUUACUGCAAAAGAAUCAUUUGCAAGGGAAAAAAUAAAACCCUUCAAGGGACCUCUGUGUAUCUAGAAAUGUAUCUGCACAAUUUAAGUGAGAGGCACUUGAAAGGGAAGAUACUUCAAUAGUCUUGUCUUAUUGGUGUUCAGGUCUUAAGCUGGUCAACUAUUUCAAGCCUCUAGAUUUUAGUGUGUUUUUUUCUCACUAAGGAGAUACCACUUAGAUGUACAAUAUUAAGCCAAUUGGAAUAUUCUGCCAGAGUUAAUUUCUUUGCUGUUUAGAGAGCAAAGAAUCCUAUAUCAUAUGCCAUAUCCUAUUUGACAGCUGGCGUCUUCCCCUUUCUUUAUUGGGUACAGGCAUCAUUUUGCAGAACUGCAGUAUCUUCUCAUGAUUUACAAACCAACCUGUAGUAUACAUAUACCGGUAAUAGAUGCUUAGAAAUCUCAGUUUCUCUCACACAUCCCAUGAUUUUUGGCCAAACCUUCUAUACAUCUCCAUAGGAUGAUAUGGAAAAAUGUAUUCAUCAGUUUUCCUACCACCACCAAGCUUCUGAAAAUGAUUUUCUGUACACAGUCAUUGUUUAAAACCUAGUACUUCUGACAAGAUACAAUUCAAAGCAACACCGCCCACCCACCCACCACCACGGAAACAUGAGCUUGGGGAGAAAGAGAUGAGAAGACAAUAUUCCUUUGACUUAGACUUUCUUUAGAACUUCCACCUAUUUCUAUAUAUUGCAAAAGGCAAAUUUACAAGGGUCUGAAACAUGAAACUCCUCAAAUCACAGCAUAAACCAAGACAAAAAAAAAUAACGUUAAAACUAACUUCUGAACCUAAAGCUUGGAGGUUAGGAGAAAGGAAAUUAGUCGGACAAAUAGUGAUCUUGUCUGGCUAGGAGACAUAGUUUCAUCCUCACCACAAAAUUUGAAAUCCACCAUGCUCUGCUCAUAUACAACUAUAAUCUGUAUACAUAGAAUCUGCAACAGACCCUUAACUGCAGAUCUUAAGCAAACUGACUGGUUCAGUCAGAUAACGUAGCCUAGGAUCCAGGUCACUGUUUUUUUAACACCAGAACUAGCAAUUUGAAUUGUACUCGAACAGAAACAGAAGGCCAUUCAGAUGCCCAAGACAGAUGUAAUAUAUAUGUAAUAUAUAUUCUGAGGCAGCUACAGAUCCUAAAACGACACUACCUAGAACUUCACUUAAUGGAUUACAAUAAUGAGUUUCAGUAAUGGCCAAGACACAGAUGACUAUAAUAAGGUCCUUGUCCUUUAGAUACGGCAUGGUACAAAGCUCAACAGAAUGGUUUAAUACCACAGAAAAAAAUCCUCCUUAUUCAUGUGAUCAGUUCACACUAAUAAGAGCAAUGGAGUCAAGGCUGCCAGGGUAGACUUUUAUACAAAAACUGGCUAUUUUAAGCCACAAAUUACUACCCCAGGCAGCCAGGGUCUUUAAAUUAUGGCUCCCAUUUUAUAUGCAAGAUUGCCGUAAGCCUGCUAUAAGAAGCACCACUGAUACAUCUGCUCUGCAAGAGUACAGGAGGCCCAAUUAUUGGACAUGAAAAGCUUGCCUCACUUUAGGACUAUUCCUAUAGUACUCAUUUGGGGGAACAUGCCUAGAAUAUGCAGCUAGAAACAUCUGAGGAAUCCAUGUUACUAUGGAACAGAGGUGGCUGCAUUAUCUUGCUAAGCUUCCUGGGAGCAUGUCCCACAGCUCAAGCAUAUCCUACAUGAUUAGAAUAGACAAGUCACAGAUUUAUAGCCAUUUUUAAUGUGCAGUACUUCUCUAUGAGGUAUUUUCAAAACACAAGUAUGGAAAAAUCAGAGGCAACCUUAAGCAGACCCAAGGCAAGUGCUUUCAAAGUCCAGGUGUACUGGUUUAGGGUCUAUCUGCAAUCAUUUUCUUCUGUAGUCAUUUUCCGCUACAUACAAGCAAAAUUGAGCGGACUACCUAACGCAACUGUUUGCAUUCAGAAAGGGAAGGGAAGCCAUUUCAGUUAUGUCACAGUACUUUCCAAGUGCUGCUGCAUUUAUCAGCUGGUUCUCCCAAGUAUGAAUCCAGUCAUGGAUUGCGACUGUGUGAACAACAGUUUGAAAGAUUAUGCAGUUAGCGAUCUGGAGUUUUUAAACUCAGUAUAACAGCAGUGACCAAUUAAUAAUGAUACUCUGAGCACAUUAAAUAUUUUCACUUGUUCCAGCUGAGGUAACUCUGUAUGCUUCACUACAAUCAUACCCUUUGAGCUCACCAGUUAGAUUAUGCAAUUCUAGCAUUGUGCUAGGAGUAAACAUCAGAGAAAGGACCUUGGCUUCUGCACCCUGAAUGUUGACACUCCAGGGUGACUGUUUGGUCACUGUGUGAAGGAGUAGGAUGCUGAACCAGACCACUGGCCUGACCAGCAAGCUUCAAGCAGUUUUUAGAUAACUUUUUAACUGCAGUUUUGGAGCAUGUUACAAUAUUCAUAAGGCAGCCAGCCUGCAGGUGGAGCCUGGAGCUCUCUCAGAAUUACAACUUGUCUGAAGCUUCAUGGCCCCCCGGUAAGAUUGCCAACUCUGGAUUGGGAACUAGCUGGAAGUAUUCAGUGUUGACCCUGAGGUGGGUAGGUUUGACCGGGGGGGGCAUAAUGUACAUAUAUAGUCCACCUUCCAAAGUAGCUAUUUUCUCCAGGUGAACUGAUCUGUGCUGCCUGGAGAUCAGUUGUAAUCAGUUGGAGAUCUCCAGCCACCACCUGGAAGUUGGCUAGUCUACUCUCCAGACCUCCCAGUGGGACUUUCCUUCCCCUUACCUGGGAGUUCAGGAGAAAUAAGGCUCAGAGAGAGAAAGGGCACUGGUCCAGUGCAUCACUAAGCACCAGCAGUUAUAGCACCACUCUGAGGGCAACCUGCUGGAUGGGUGGAACCAAGGGAAAUGUGCACCAUGGCCGCAACCAGGGAAAAUGCUAGCCAAACCUCCUAGGAUGAACAUACCUGUUCACACCUUAGAGAGCCAAGGCAGAUUGAGGCAGUGGGAAGAGAGGGGGUUGGGGCAGGUGCACCAAUCCUUUCAGGAACAGGCAGGGAAAAUGACUCCCAGCUGGGAAGAGGGUGCUGGGAAGAAGGGUACUGGGGCAACCACAGGGAAUGGAGAAACAAAUCCAGUGGGCAGGCCUUGCAUUACAUUGGGAUAGCAAUUACAGGGAAGGGUGCAAGCAAAGAAAUGAGGGAUGUGAGAUAGUAUGGGCCUUAUUGCAUUAUGAGGGAAAGAGGACAAAGUAAACUACCUUAUAAAUAGAGAAGCUUCCCAAAAGACUGUAGAGGAAGGUGGCUUGAAGGUUUGCUGUUCCAGGAACUUUCCAGCCAGGGGAAAGGAAUGAGUUUUUAGUUCUGGCACUCAUUCUGAGGCCUGCAAAGGUGACCCUGAAACAACUGAAAUCACGGUGGUGGAGGGGGGGGGAGAUCGACAGGUGCUAGACACACAUUACGCAACUGAUCUCCAGACUACAGAGAUCCAUUCCUCUGAAAAAAAUGGUGACUUUGGAGGGAGGAUUCUACAGCAUUCUACCCAGAGGUCCCACUCCUCUGCAAACCCCACCCCCAAAUUUUCAGGAACAACCCAGAAUUGGCACCCCUCAUCAUCAUACAGGAAAAGAAUUGCCCAACAUUUUUUUGUACAGAUCUUCAUGCUGUGAUGUGUAAAUAGUACUAUUAAGUAAGACAGUGCUACCCUGGAAAUAAACAAAUUUUAACUACAGCAGCAUUAAUUCAGAACAGACAUUAAGUUUUUAAAUGAGGCAUUGUUUCAUGUUAUAAUGUAGCUAUUUCAGAUUGACUCUGCAGAAGAAUGAAAAAAAGAAUUUACUCAGAUUCUCUAAGAUUUCAGAAUAUCUAUGCAGUUCAAUCUCUAUGCAAUCAAAAUAUGCAUUAGCCACAGAUCUGAAAAAUCAAGCUGACUGGGUGUGAUUUUUUUCCAUUUGAUACUAUGCAGUUUUACUUCUAGCUUUUAUUACCACAUUGAUGCUUUGAGAACUGUAAAAUGAAUUGUAGCUUCCAACUCGAUUGGAGAAUGAAUAGCCCUUUUGUUAUGUCAUAGAAUACUGUACCACCCUGAAGAAAGCUUGAAAUUCACGUCCUAUUCUUCAGCAGACACGUUUAAGGGCCAAACAACAUGGAAGAGUCACAAGAAGGUUAUCCUGGUUUGUUUUCCAGUGCAGCCACAAUUAAAGUAGAUGACCAUUUGGAAGGAAUGCCUUCAUCCUUUCACAUUAAGUGUUUGCUGCAAGGUGCUUUCCAAACGAAUUAGCUCAGGUGGGGGGGGGGAUUGAUGGGGUGAGGGAAAUGGGAACAAGGUCAAGUUCUUCCAAAUGCAUUGGUCUUCUGCUUCAGAUUGUGACUUCCACUGCUGCACUUCACACAAGAAACAAGCAUCUUGUCUAGUUUGGCUCCCUCAUAACCAGAAGGUGUUUUUUUUUUUAAAAAAAAAAGAUCAGUCAGUACAUUUAUUCCUGAUUAAAAACAAGCUUAUUAUUAACAGGGUUCCAAGUAUAUUUUCACAACUCCGGCAUUGAACUAAAGGGGAUUCACCCAAGACCAAGAGUGAACAUUUGAGAUACUAUACCAGGAAUGGAAUGGAAUGGCCAAUCACCAUCCUUUUGAUGAUCAAAGGGUUAAAUAACUUAAUAUGUCUUGUUAUGUAUGGAACAUUACAACCGUACAGGUUGAAUAAGAUGUAGAAUUACCCAACUGGCAGAUAUGGAUGAUUACUUUUAUGUUCAGCACAGGAUGCAACAAGCAUUGUUUGCAUGCUGUAAUAAAGUUUGGCAAAGAAACCA